UCCUCCUACAAAGCCUCCGAAUCAAUCCCUCCCCAAAUCGUCCUUAUAUCCCUCCACUUCCUUCUUGGAUUCGAGGUCGUCUCUCCGUUCCUCCUCCAAGGCAAGCCUCGUAGCCUCCUCGCCCUCCCCUCGAUCAACGCCCUCUCCAUACGCCGAGGUUCUCUCCCCACGCCGCGCUGCUCCCCGUCUCUCGCUCGCAAUCCGGCGGCGGCUAUUUCAGGGCCUUUCGGAUGUCUUCCGGUGCUUCGGAGGCGGACGCCCACGCUGAUGUGGCCUCCGGACUGGCGGUGCCGCUGCCCGUGGUACAUAAACCCAAAGUAAGCUUCUGUCAAGCUUGUGGGAACCCAACUAAGGAAGUUGUACCGGAUGGUGAAGAAAAGGUCAGAGCAGUUUGCACUGUCUGUGGGAGCAUCCACUACGAAAACCCAAAAAUGGUUGUUGGUUGCUUAGUGGAGCAUAAUGAGAAGAUUUUGCUAUGCAAACGCAAAAUUGAGCCAUCUUAUGGACUCUGGACUCUUCCUGCCGGUUAUUUGGAAAUUGGGGAGUCAGCUGCAGAAGGGGCAGUCAGGGAAACCUUAGAAGAAGCAUGUGCUGAAGUGGAAAUAGUUUCGCCAUUUGCUCAGUUAGAUAUUCCUCUCAUUGGCCAAAGUUACAUCAUAUUCCAAGCAAGACUAAAGACACCACAUUUUUCUCCAGGCCCUGAGUCACUGGAAUGUGCACUUUUUGCCUUGGAUGAUAUACCAUUUGAUUCCCUAGCAUUUUCAUCAGUCAUUGUCGCCUUAAAGAUGUAUAUUGAAGACAAAAAUGAUGGAAACCUCAAGUUUCAUUAUUGCACCAUAAAUAAAAGACCAGGCGCUAGCCCAUCUGAUCCCCGUGGUUUUGAUUUGGAUUACCAUUUGCAUUCAUGAAGAUGGUGCAUUUGUUGCGUUCUGAAACAUACAAUCAUCAGGAUAAUGUUGAAAGAUUGGCGCUGGUAAUUUGCUCAGCAGAACAUAUCAUUGUUGCUUCUCAAUCAAUUCGGACGUUUGGGCUGAGGCUACUAUCAUUCUGGGCAUCUGGAUUAUGCCGGAUACUUCCUAUUAAAAUGAAAGCAUUUUUUUCUCAUUAGAUCAGGUCACAUUCCGAAAUCUUUUUCAUGUGCAUCCAAGGGUGGUACUUUCUCUUUUACUUGUUCAAAACAUUUUAGAUAAGAUGACAUCAUUAUUUUUUUUUGUGAAUCUUUGGUAUUAAAUAUGAAACAGGUGUCAAAUUAAUUCCUUGUGGGAGUAAUUGUUAAGGACGUUGCUGGAAUUAUUUUUCAGCAGGUUGUCUCUACAGCCUUUUAGUGCUAACCUCAGAUGUUUUUGUUACAAUUCCCAGCACAUAAUCUAUUGCUAAAUUGCAUGGUUCAUCAUAUUUGGAA
Phoenix dactylifera (date palm) is the source of this 1402-nucleotide messenger RNA. RefSeq names its product nudix hydrolase 23, chloroplastic-like. Lineage: Eukaryota; Viridiplantae; Streptophyta; Magnoliopsida; Arecales; Arecaceae. The record is from RefSeq and is a predicted model, not a curated record.